This is a messenger RNA of Aspergillus ibericus CBS 121593, 1887 nucleotides long. Its product is annotated as Arabinosidase A. The transcript has 8 exons. The record is from RefSeq and is a predicted model, not a curated record. Gene Ontology annotation, molecular function: alpha-L-arabinofuranosidase activity. Bases 1 to 1887 code for a protein of 628 amino acids. Gene Ontology annotation, biological process: L-arabinose metabolic process. Lineage: Eukaryota; Fungi; Ascomycota; Eurotiomycetes; Eurotiales; Aspergillaceae.
AUGGUGGCCUUCUCGACCCUUUCGGGCAUCAGUGCCGUCCCAUUACUGCUCUCCCUAGUCCAACAUGCCCACGGUAUCUCGUUGGAGGUCUCCACUGAGGGGGGCAACUCAUCAAGCUCACUACUAUAUGGGUUCAUGUUCGAGGACAUCAACCACUCAGGAGAUGGCGGUAUCUACGGCCAGAUGCUGCAGAACCCGGGUCUUCAGGGAACAACGCCUAAUCUGACUGCCUGGGCCGCUGUCGGUGACGCCACUAUCGCCAUCGAUGGCAACAACCCUCUGACCUCGGCCAUUCCCAGCACCAUAAAGCUGGAAGUAUCGGAAAAUGCCACCGGCGCAGUUGGGCUCACCAACGAGGGAUACUGGGGUAUCCCAGUUGACGGAAGUGAAUUCCAGAGCUCUUUCUGGAUCAAGGGUGAUUACUCCGGCAACAUCACCAUUCGGCUGGUUGGAAACUACACUGGCAUAGAGUACGGAUCCACGACUUUUGCACAUACAUCUACCGCAGAUAACUUCACCAAGGCCACCGCCAAGUUCCCGACGACCAAGGCCCCAGAUGGCAACGUUCUGUACGAGCUCACGGUCGACGGCAGCGUGGCCGCUGGUUCUUCGUUGAAUUUCGGGUACUUGACGCUUUUUGGAGAGACAUACAAAUCAAGAGAAAAUGGCCUGAAGCCCCAGAUUGCCAACGUUUUGGCUGAUGUCAAAGGAUCCUUCCUGAGAUUUCCCGGCGGCAAUAACAUUGAGGGAUACAGUCCAGAAAACCGCUGGAAGUGGAACGAGACCAUUGGGCCUCUUGAAGAUCGUCCCGGACGGCAAGGCACUUGGACUUAUUAUAAUACUGAUGGAUUGGGUCUUGCCGAAUACUUUUAUUGGUGUGAGGAUUUGGGACUUGCACCGGUGCUAGGUGUCUGGGAUGGGUUCGCUCUCGACUCGAGUGGCGGCACUCCCUUGACGGGCGAUGCGCUGACACCCUACGUCGAUGAUGUCUUGAACGAACUCGAGUACAUCUUGGGUGAUACGAGCACCACCUAUGGCGCAUUGCGUGCCGCACACGGGCAGAAGGAGCCUUGGAAACUCACCAUGGUUGAGAUUGGCAACGAGGACCACCUGGGUGGAGGCUGCGAUUCUUACCCGGAGCGCUUCAUCAAAUUCUACGAUGCGAUUCACGCUGCCUACCCCGACCUCAUCAUUAUUGCCAGCACUAGUGAGACGGAUUGCUUGCCUGAUUCGAUGCCCGAGGGAAGCUGGGUGGAUUACCACGACUACAACACUGCCGAUGGACUUGUUGACCAAUUCAACUACUUCGACAACCUCAACCGCUCUGUCCCAUACUUCAUUGGUGAGUAUUCCCGGUGGGAGAUUGACUGGCCCAACAUGCAGGGCUCGGUUGCCGAGGCCGUGUUCAUGAUCGGGUUCGAAAGGAACAGUGAUCUGGUCAAGAUGGCGGCUUAUGCUCCCUUGCUUCAGCUGGUGAACUCGACCCAGUGGGUGCCGGACCUCAUUGGAUUCACGCAGUCACCCGAGAUGACCUUUCUGUCGACCAGUUACUAUGUCCAGGAGAUGUUCUCAACCAACCGCGGUGAUACCAUCAAGGAGGUCACCUCUGACACAGACUUUGGCCCCGUGUAUUGGGUUGCUUCGAGCGCCGGGGACGCGUACUACGUGAAACUGGCCAACUACGGCUCUAACCCGCAGACCCUGACCGUGGCCAUCUCGGGGACGACGACUGGAAAGCUGACAAUCCUGGCGGACAGUGAUCCCGAAGCGUACAACUCGGACACGCAGACGCUGGUCACGCCAUCCGAGUCCACGGUGCAGGCCAGCAAUGGUACAUUUACAUUCAGCCUGCCUGCCUGGGCCGUGGCCGUUCUUGCUGCGAACUAG